Molecule: messenger RNA, 7408 nt
Organism: Octodon degus (degu)
Lineage: Eukaryota; Metazoa; Chordata; Mammalia; Rodentia; Octodontidae
Gene: Rai1
Product: retinoic acid induced 1
Exons: 6
Coding region: 265-6036 (1923 amino acids)
Biological process (GO): regulation of transcription by RNA polymerase II; circadian regulation of gene expression
Cellular component (GO): nucleus
Source: RefSeq, a predicted model, not a curated record
GCGGCCACCCGGCCGUCUCUAAUUACCUCCUGUCCCCCGGCGGCCCGUGAAUAAUGGCUACUGAGGGCGCUUGCAGGGGCUGCUGAGAAGGAAACGCGGGUGCGAGAGGCGCGGAUUUCAUCUGGCCGUCGCGUUCUGGAAGAGGCCAGGGGGAGAGCGCGCGCGCAAGGAGGACGGGAGACGGCGGGGAAAGGGAGACAGCGAGACGCGCAGUGCCGGCGCCCCGGAGACCCAGGAGGAGCCCGCAGAUAACCAGCCCGAGUCAUGCAGUCUUUUAGAGAAAGGUGUGGUUUCCAUGGCAAACAACAGAACUACCCGCAGACCUCACAGGAAACAUCGCGCCUGGAGAAUUACAGGCAGCCGAGUCAGGCUGGGCUGAGCUGUGACCGGCAGCGGCUGCUUGCGAAGGACUAUUAUAAUCCGCAGCCUUACCCGGGCUAUGAGGGUGGCACCAGCACACCCGCGGGCACAGGAGCUGCAGUUGCCACCGAGAAGUACCACCGAGGGAGCAAGACCCUGCCCUCACAGCAGGCCCUGCAGGGGAGGCCAGCUUUCCCUGGCUAUGGUGGUGUCCAGGACAGCAACCCUUACCCAGGACGCUACUCUGGCGAGGAGGGCCUGCAGGCCUGGGGUGCCCCACAGCCACCACCUCCUCAGCCACAGCCCCUGCCAGGAAGUGUGGGCAAGUAUGAUGAGAAUUUGAUGAAAAAGACAGCAGUGCCCCCUGGCAGGCAGUACCCAGAGCAGGGCACCCAGCUUCCCUUCCGGACUCACUCCCUGCACGUCCAGCAGCCACCGCCACCGCCGCCUCAGCAGCUGCAGCAGCCCCAGCAGCCUCUGGCCUACCCCAAACUUCAAAGGCAGAAACUGCAGAAUGACAUUGCCUCACCUUUGCCUUUUCCCCAGGGUGGCCACUUCCCCCAGCACUCCCAGUCGUUUCCUGCCUCUUCCACUUACCCUUCCUCUGUCCAGGGGCCCACUCAGGGGGCCCACUCUUAUAAGAGUUGCACAGCACCAUCCACCCAGCCCCAUGACAGACCGCUCACCGCCAAUACCAGCCUGGCCCCAGGGCAGCGGGUCCCAAACCUUCACGCCUACCAGUCAGGCCGCCUUGGCUAUGAUCAGCAGCAGCAGCAACAGCAGCAGCAGCAGCAACAACAAACUCUUCAGAGCCGGCACCAUGCCCAGGAAACCCUCCAUUACCAAAACCUCACCAAAUACCAACACUAUGGACAGCAAAGCCAGGGCUACUGCCAGCCAGAUGCAGCUGUCAGGACGCCAGAGCAGUACUACCAGACUUUCAGUCCUAGCUCCAGCCACUCCCCUGCCCGCUCUGUGGGACGCUCACCGUCCUAUAGCUCCACUCCAUCGCCCUUGAUGCCCAACCUUGAGAGCUUCCCGUACAGCCAGCAGCCACUCAGCGCUGGUGCCUUCCCCACAGGGGUCACUGACCAUAGUCACUUCAUGCCCCUGCUCAACCCCUCCCCAACGGAUGCCGCCAGUUCUGUGGACACCCAGGCCAGCAACUGUAAGCCCAUGCAAAAGGACAAGAUCCCUGAAAACCUGCUGUCAGACCUCAGUCUACAGAGCCUCACGGCACUGACCUCACAGGUAGAAAACAUCUCCAACACAGUGCAGCAGCUUCUACUGUCCAAGGCUGCUGUGCCACAGAAGAAAGGGGUCAAGAACCUUGUGUCCAGGACUCCGGAGCAGCACAAGAGCCAGCACUGCAGCCCUGAGGGCAGUGGCUACUCAGCUGAGCCAUCGGGCACACCACUGUCUGAGCCACUGAGCAGCACCCCACAGUCCACUCAUGCUGAGCCCCAGGAGGCUGACUAUCUGAGUGGCUCCGAGGACCCACUGGAAAGAAACUUCCUAUACUGCAGCCAGCCCCGUGGAAGCCCUGCCAGGGUCAACAGUAAUUCAAAAGCCAAGCCUGAGUCGGUGUCCACUUGUUCUGUGACCUCACCUGAUGAUAUGUCCACCAAAUCUGAUGAUUCCUUCCAGAGCUUGCACAGCACUCUGCCACUGGACAGCUUCUCCAAGUUCGUGGCCAGUGAGCGGGACUGCCCUCGGCUGCUGCUCAGUGCCCUGGCACAGGAGGAUCUGGCCUCUGAGAUCUUGGGGCUGCAAGAAGCCAUCGGUGAGAAGGCUGACAAGGCCUGGGUCGAGGCUCCCAGCUUGGCCAAGGACGCCAGCAAGCCUCCCUUCUCAUUGGAGAACCACAGCGCCUGCCUGGACUCGGUAGCCAAGAAUGUAUGGCCACGGCCUGGGGAGCCAGAGACCCUGCCUGAUUCUUUGCAACUGGACAAGGGUAGCAGCACCAAGGACUUCAGCCCAGGGCUCUUUGAAGACCCUUCUGUAGCCUUUGCCAGCCCUGAUCCCAAGAAGACAACUGGCCCCCUCUCGUUUGGCACCAAGCCCACCCUUGGGGCUGCUACUCCAGACCCCACAACAGCUUUUGACUGUUUUCCAGACACAACUACUGCCAGCUCAGCAGACAGUGCCAACCCCUUUGCCUGGCCAGAGGAGAACCUGGGCGAUGCUUGUCCCCGAUGGGGACUGCACCCCGGUGAGCUUGCCAAAGGCCUAGAGCAGGGCGGAAAGGCUUCAGAUGGUGUGGGCAAAGGGGACAGCCAUGAGGCCUCAGCCUCCCUGGGCUUUCAGGAGGAGGAGCCCCCUGGGGAGAAGGCAGUUGCACUGCCCAGGGAUUUCAAGCAGGAGGAGGUGGGUGGGGUGAAGGAGGAGGUGGGCGGGAUGCUGCAGUGCCCCGAUGAUGUGGGUAAGGCUGACCGGUGGCUGGAGGACAGCCGGCACUGCUGUUCUGCUGCAGAUUUUGGGGACCUGCCGCUGCUGCCGCCUCCAGGCAGGAAGGAGGACCUGGAGGCUGAGGAGGAGUACUCUUCCCUGUGUGAGUUGCUGGGCAGCCCAGAGCAGAGGCCCGGCAUGCAGGACCCACUGUCACCAAAGGCCCCCCUCAUCUGCACCAAGGAGGAGGUAGAAGAAGUACUGGACUCCAAGGCCAGCUGGGCCUCUCCAUGCCACCUCUCUGGGGAGUCUGUCAUCUUGCUGGGCCCCACCGUGGGUGCUGAGUCAAAGGUGCAGAGCUGGUUUGAGUCCUCAUUGUCCCACAUGAAGCCAGGGGAAGAGGGUUCUGAGGGGGAGCGGGCACCAGGUGAUUCCACCACCUCAGAAGCCUCCCUGGCCCAGAAGCCGAACAAGCCAGCUGUGCCCGAAGCACCCAUUGCAAAGAAAGAGCCUGUGCCCCGGGGCAAAAGUUUACGGAGCCGUAGGGUGCACCGGGGGCUGCCGGAGGCUGAGGACUCCCCAUGCAGGGCACCAGUGCUGCCCAAAGACCUCUUGCUCCCUGAAUCCUGCACAGGGCCCCCCCAGGGACAGAUGGAAGGGGCUGGGGCCCCAGGCCGGGGCACCUCCGAAGGGCUUCCCAGGAUGUGUACACGCUCCCUCACGGCCCUGAGUGAACCCCGCACACCUGGACCUCCAGGCUUGACCACCACACCUGCACCCCCUGACAAGCUGGGGGGCAAGCAGCGAGCUGCUUUCAAGUCAGGCAAGAGGGUAGGGAAACCAUCACCCAAGGCCGCAUCCAGCCCCAGCAACCCUGCUGCCUUGCCUGUGGCAUCAGACAGCAGCCCGAUGGGCUCCAAAACCAAGGAGACAGACUCACCCAGCACUCCUAGCAAGGACCAGCGCUCUAUGAUCCUCCGGUCCCGCACAAAGCCCCAGGAGGUCUUCCAUGCCAAGCGGAGACGACCUUCAGAGAGUCGGCUCCCUAACUGCCGCACCAAAAAGCUCCUUGCCAACAACCACCUGCCCACCACAUUCAAAGUCUCUAGCAGCCCCCAGAAGGAGGGCAGGAUGAGCCAGCGGGCAAGGGUCCCCAAGCCCUGUACUGGGGGCAAGCUUUCUGAUCGACCCCUCCACACCCUCAAAAGGAAAUCUGCCUUCAUGGCCCCAGUCCCUACCAAGAAGCGGAACCUGGUUUUACGGAGCAGCACCACCACCACCACUACCACCACCACUGGCAGUGGGGGAGAUGGAAAGGAAGAGAGGUCUGAGGGCUCCCCUGCCCUCUUCAGGAAGGUGUCUUCCCCCAAAAAGACCAAGUCCAAGGGGAACGGGAACAGUGAGCCCACCAUGAAGCCCUCACCUCCAGAGAGUCCUGAAGCCUGCAUCAAGCUGACCUCUCGGGCAGCUUUCCAAGGGGCCAUGAAGACCAAGGUGCUGCCACCCCGGAAGGGCCGGGGCCUAAAGCUGGAGGCCAUUGUGCAGAAGAUCACCUCACCUGGUCUCAAGAAAUUCACAUGCAAAGUGCCAGGGGCCUCUCCAGGGACACCUCUGAGCCCAGCUCUCCCAGACAAGGAACGAAGUGGCCUAAAGAGUGCUGGGGGCAGCCCAGCAAGGGCAGAAGAAAGUCUGGUAAGCAUAGGCACUGGGCAGAAGCUUCCAGCAACUUUAGGAGCUGACCCAUUAUGCAGAAAUCCAGCCAACAGGUCCUUAAAAGGCAAACUUGUGAACAGUAAGAAACUGUCCUCUGUUGACUGUUUCAAAACUGAGGCCUUCACAUCCCCGGAGGCCCUGCAGCCUGGGGCAACUGCCCUGGCACCUAAGAAGAGGAGCCGGAAAGGCAGAGCUGGAGGCCUCGGACUUCCCAAAGGCCCCCUGGAGAAGCGGCCCUACCUUGGUCCAACUCUGCUCCUCAGUCCCCGAGACAGGGCCAGCAGCACGCAGGGGGGUGGCGAGGACAAUUCUGGUGGAGGCAAGAAGCCAAAGACGGAGGAGCUGGGCCUAGCCUCCCAGCCCUCCGAGGGCCGGUCCUGCCAGCCCCAGACAAGGGCACAGAAGCAGCCAGGCCAUGCCAACUACAGCAGCUAUUCCAAGCGGAAGCGCCUCACCCGAGGCCGGGCCAAAAACACCAAUACUUCACCCUGUAAGGGGCGUGCCAAGCGGAGGCGGCAGCAGCAGGUGCUCCCCCUGGAUCCUGCAGAGCCUGAAAUCCGCCUCAAGUACAUUUCUUCUUGCAAGCGACUGAGGGCAGACAGCCGGACCCCUGCCUUCUCACCCUUUGUGCGGGUGGAGAAGCGAGAUGCAUUCACCACUGUAUGCACUGUUGUCAACUCCCCAGGGGAUGAGCCCAAGCCCCACAGGAAGCCUUCGUCCUCCACCUCCUCUUCCUCACCCUCAUCUUCCUCCUUCUUGGAUGUGGCUGGAGCUUACCUGAUGGCGCACCCUGGAGGCUCCACCCUGCAGUCACGGCCCGCCCUGCCUCUCUCCUCUAUGAUGCACCUGGGGCCUGUGGUUUCCAAGGCCCUGAGUACCUCUUGCCUUGUUUGCUGCCUCUGCCAAAACCCCGCCAACUUUAAGGACCUUGGAGACCUCUGUGGACCCUACUACCCUGAACACUGCCUCCCCAAAAAGAAGCCAAAACUCAAGGAGAAGGUGCGCCCAGAAGGCACCUGUGAGGAGGCUCUGCUGCCCCUCGACAGAACACUCAAGGGGCUUGAGUGUGCAGCUGCCACUGCUGCCACUGUUGCCACUGCUGCUGGGAAACCCCCCAGGCUUGAUGGCCCAGCUGACCCGGCCAAGCAGGGCUCACUGCGUACCAGUGCCCGCGGCCUGUCCCGGCGGCUGCAGAGUUGCUACUGUUGUGAUGGCCGGGGUGAUGGGGGUGAGGAGAUGGCCCCAGUCGACAAGAGCCGCAAGCAUGAGUGCAUCAAGGAGGCCCCCGCAGAGCCUGUUGGGGACACCCAGGAGCACUGGGUGCACGAGGCCUGUGCUGUGUGGACCGGCGGGGUCUACCUGGUGGCCGGGAAGCUCUUUGGGCUGCAAGAGGCUAUGAAAGUGGCUGUGGACAUGACGUGUUCCAGCUGCCAGGAGGCCGGGGCCACCAUCGGGUGCUCCUACAAAGGAUGCAUCCACACCUACCACUACCCGUGUGCCAGUGAUGCAGGUUGCAUAUUCAUCGAAGAGAACUUUUCUUUGAAAUGUCCCAAACAUAAGAGGCUGCCGUUGUAAUCCACCGCAUCAGCCGGAGGAGCUGCUGAAGUCGGCCUGCCGCCAAAGGAAAGGAGCCGCCUGCGCGGCCCAAGGCCUUGGAGUUACUCCCAGCGUCCAUCCAGAGCUGAUCCUUGUUCCGGGUGCCGGAUCUUGGAUCCGGCCACCAAGGGCCCUGCGGGCGGCCCCGGGUUGGGGAGAAAACCUGUUCCGGAGUCCCCUGCUCCCGGAACUGGACGGCACAGGGCUUUCUUGCCCACACCCGCGAGGCCAGGCUUGCAGACAGGAGGCACAGAGAGGCCAGAUUCCUUCUGGGCGCCCAGUCUCCGGCAGGAGUGGGAGAGGCUUUGGCCUGGGGACGCUUUUUCACCCCAGAGGUCCUAAGAUGACGUGGCACACAUUCCUCAUGGGUGCUGCCGCCACCCCAGUAGGUUGUGGCAGGUAGCUGGGGGGCAAGGGUGGGGGUCCAGAUGACCCUGGAAGAGGCCAACGGGGGCUCCUGGCUCCGUGGACGAGGCAGCAGGACUGAGGCCUUUUAGAAGGCCAAGUCAGCGAGGGGAAGGGGCCAGAGGCUUUGGAGAGCACUUCCCACCCUGCCUUUGCCAAAGCUGUUGUGUGGCUUGAGCAAAGGGAGUAGUGGUGGGCCCAUGCCCAGAGGACGUGGGCUCCUGGGUGCGGGCAGAUUGGGGUACCCUUUGGCUUCUGUUGGUAACCUUCCCAGUUCUUCACCCCACCCCUGGAGCACAGCAGAAAAGACGCAGUGAACCCACCUCCGGCGGGAUGCACGGUCGUCUCCUUGCACCACCGCCACUGGCCAGCGCCACUUGGCACGGGAGCAGGGACAACGCUAGAUUCGUGUACAAAACCUGUGUACCCCUCUAUAUAUAUGUUACAUAGAAUGUAUAUAUGUUGGGAACAUGCUCGCUUCUCCCGUGUGUCGCCUCCUGUGCGUUGUGCGCCCCGCAACACAGCCCCACCCGGGCCCUUGCCGGGCAGGGAGCUACAGCGACGCCCUUCCCUGUGCAGCCACCACCGGCUCGGGCCAGUCCCGCCAGUCUGUCCGUGUGCUCAGCUCUGUCCACGCUUCGAUAGGCCUGAGGCAGCCCCGUGCCUGGGGCUGCCCUAGCAACUUCCUGUACAUAUGACUGUAAAAUGGUAAACGUGUGUAUUAUACCUGGCCUCGUUAUAUAGUGUAUAUAUAUGUAUACAUAUACAUAUAUAUAAUAUAUAUGAAGACUGUAAAUGUUAAGACGACUAGUGUUCUUAUUAGUAUAUUGCUUCACACUGAAGAUUGUGUGUAUCGAGCUGUUUCUAAAAGAUGUUUAUUUUCCUUAAGAGUAAAAAAGUCAUUGCAUUCAGAAAAAAAAAAGUCAAUAAAGAACCGACGAUUGUU